AUGAAGGGAGUCAGCGCAGCUACCGUACUACCAUUGCUGAUGAAAGCAUUCUCUACUAUAUGGGAAUAUCCGUCGCAGCAGUGCCACAAUAAAAGCGUAUAUGGAGAAAAGUACAAAAUAGAUUUCAAGAAGUACAACAUCACGACAAAUACAAAGUUCACAUUUAAUGGAGACAAAAUCGUGAUAUUUUAUGAAACAAACUUUGGAUUAUAUCCAUACUACAAAAACUACAAUAUGGAUCAUCCGGUUAACGGUGGCAUACCUCAGCAAUGCAAUUUAACAGCGCAUCUGGAAAAGGCAGAAAAAGAUAUCAAUAUGAGCAUACCUGAUGAAAACUUCAGCGGUUAUGCCAUAAUCGAUUUUGAAAAAUGGCGCCCUCUGUUUUCUGAGAAUGACUGGAUGAAGAAGAGAGUAGGAAUUUGUAGCGUCACCGCGUUCAGAACGCUUUUCAGACGAUUCUUUCUUAAAACGAUUGAACUUGGCAAACGUAUAAGAAAGAAUGCAAAGUGGGGAUUUUAUGGCUUCCCGUAUUGCAACUACGACGCAGGGAAUGGAACAUAUCAGUGUCAAGACAAAUAUAAGAAAUGGAAUGACGAAAUGAAGUUCAUAUUCAAUGCAAGCCAAGCUUUAUUUCCGUCUAUAUACUUGAGCAACAAUACCAAGCAAAAACCAAGACAGCGGUUUUUUUACACGCAGGUAAGGCCGUGCUAAUG
Molecule: messenger RNA, 713 nt
Organism: Cylicostephanus goldi
Lineage: Eukaryota; Metazoa; Nematoda; Chromadorea; Rhabditida; Strongylidae
Source: the annotation of a GenBank genome assembly